AUGCAAGACGGCCGUAAGGAGAAUGUCCAUUUCGACAAAAUCACGUCGCGGAUUCGCCAUCUCUGUUAUGAUCUUAACAUGGAACAUGUUGAACCGGUUCUCGUUGCACAAAAAGUCGUUGGUGGCUUAUAUACUGGUGUUACGACUGUUGAAUUGGAUAACCUAGCCGCUGAAGUUGCUGCUACUAUGACGACUAAGCAUCCCGACUAUGCUAUACUGGCUGCUAGAAUUGCCGUCAGUAAUUUACAUAAGGAAACUAAAAAAGUGUUCUCGGAAGUUAUAAACGACUUGCGGAACUACGUCAACCCCAAGACGCAGAAGAUGUGCCCUAUGAUAUCCGAGAAGAUAUAUCAAAUUGUUCAAGAUAAUGCUGACAGACUGAACUCAGCCAUAGUGUAUGACCGAGAUUUUAAUUAUAAUUAUUUUGGCUUCAAGACUUUGGAAAGAUCGUACCUACUCAAAAUUAAUGGAAAAGUAGCUGAAAGACCACAACAUAUGAUAAUGCGCGUUGCGGUCGGAAUACAUGAAGAUGACAUCGAUGCUGCCAUUGAGACUUACGAUCUGAUGUCCGAAAAGUGGUUUACGCAUGCAUCUCCAACGCUUUUCAAUGCCGGCACAAUGCGACCUCAGUUGAGCAGUUGCUUCCUCGUGAAUAUGAAAAGCGACAGCAUCGAAGGAAUCUAUGACACGCUCAAAGAAUGUGCUAUUAUUUCCAAAAGCGCCGGUGGAAUCGGUCUUAGUAUACAUUGCAUAAGGGCGACCGGGAGCUACAUAGCGGGAACAAAUGGUACUUCUAAUGGCUUAAUGCCGAUGAUCCGCGUGUUCAAUAACACUGCGCGCUAUGUGGAUCAGGGUGGAAAUAAGGUAAAUGUGUCACAGUUGUUUUGUUAGUU
Soboliphyme baturini is the source of this 893-nucleotide messenger RNA. The record is from the annotation of a GenBank genome assembly. NCBI's taxonomy places the organism in Eukaryota, Metazoa, Nematoda, Enoplea, Dioctophymatida, Soboliphymatidae.